CAAAUCUUUUGACAAAAUCCAUUAGUAACAAAAACUUAGUACUAGAACAGUAGAACUCUCCUCCGUGACUUCAAUGGCGUGUCUAACCAGAAUGCUUCGCUGCACCCGUGCGGUCUCUUCACUGAAAACCUUAGCGUCCCCUACUCCCCGCCUCCGUCCCUUACCCUUCAAUCCAGGUCCUUUUGUGCAUCAUAUACACAUGUCUACGUACCAAAGUUCACGUUCAGGAUCAAUCCCCGGAGUUAUGGUUCCAGCUGUUUUGGCUGGAUUUCUUGGAGUUGGAUUGCUAGAUGCAGCGUCUGCAGAUUCUAAUGAAACCGCUAGUGGAAAUUUGCCGUCAGGACCCCUUCCAACAACAAGACAUAGUGAUCUGGAGGAACUUGCUAUGAAAGAGAAGAAUCGCCUUGGGGAGUUGAUCAAGGACAAAGGAAUGCUAUUUGGUUCUUAUCCUCGUUAUACUGUUGCAGUCAAAGGUCAAAAGAUCGUAAUCAAGUUUCAAGUGCCUUCAACAUGUGAAAUACCACUCCUACUCUCAAAGCUUGUUUCAAGCCUUGGUGUUAAAAUUGAAGGCAAUGGUUCUGGACCAGAUAUGAUACUGCGAGCAUGGGAUAGUGGGAUUGCCUGGCAACUGAUGCUAAGCCGUCCAAAGAAACGAAACGAAGCUGUUGCAAUGGAAGGGAAAGGAAAGGAGACAAAUGCUAAUGAUGAUCUUUGCAUUCUCUUUUUCCGUCCAGUCAUCACCACAGACAGACCUGAAAUUGAGUUCAUGAAGCCUGGCAGUUUUACAAAUGAAGAACUUGAUACCUUAGUAUCUAUAUUACAAUUAGCAGGACAUCCAAGAGCUAUGGAAACUAAACCAAGGGGAGAUGCUGCAAAUACUCAGUCUCCAAAUAAAACUGUUUCUAGUCUGGAAGCCAUGGGAAUCAAAAUUUUUGGAAUUAAUGAGUUGAACGGUGAUAAAACAAAAACAGAAAUCUCUUGGGAAAGUAUUGCUGGAUACCGCUAUCAGAAAAGAGAGAUAGAAGAUACCAUACUGCUAGCUCUGCAGAGUCCUGAAGUGUAUGAUGAUAUUGCUCGGGGGACAAGAUGCAAGUUUGAGUCAAAUAGGCCUAGAGCAGUUCUAUUUGAAGGUCCACCAGGUACCGGAAAAACAUCUUGUGCUCGUGUCAUUGCUCAUCAAGCGGGUGUGCCAUUGUUGUAUGUGCCCUUGGAGGUCAUAAUGUCAAAGUAUUAUGGUGAAAGUGAACGUUUAUUGGGAAAGGUGUUUUCUCUGGCAAAUGAACUUCCAAAUGGUGCAAUUGUAUUCCUAGACGAGGUGGACUCUUUUGCAACUGCUCGUGAUGGUGAAACUCAUGAGGCUACACGUCGAAUUUUAUCAGUCUUAUUACGACAGAUUGAUGGAUUUGAGCAGGAGAAGAAAGUUGUAGUUGUUGCUGCAACAAAUAGGAAACAAGACCUUGAUCCGGCUUUGAUUAGCCGAUUUGAUGCCAUGAUUACCUUCCCUUUACCGGAUCAGCAAACCCGCAAGGAAAUAGGAGCACAGUAUGCAAGACACUUGACAGAAGCAGAACUAUUUGAAUUUGCCAAAGCCACUGAAGGAUUUUCGGGGAGGGAUAUCAGGGAUGUAUGCCAGCAAGCAGAGAGGCAUUGGGCGUCAAAGAUAAUAAGAGCUCAAACUCAGAAAGAAGAGCAAUGCCCACUGCCGCCUCUUCUAGAAUAUGUUGAGAGUGCCAUGACCAGGCAAAGAGCUUUACUUAGUUUAGCACACCAAAGCUCGCAAACAGUGGUGCCGGGGAGGAAACCUCAGUUUGAUUUUGUGUAAUCAUUUUUAUCAUAAGAAAGAAAAAUAACAGUUGCACACAGCCACACACAUUUUAUCGCAACAUUCCAGUGUAGUAAGGCUCUGUAACUCCGUACAUAUGUUUAUUACAGUAUUUUUAAUGGUUAUUAUACGAAGUAAGUUUUAAUUUUAAUUGCACUCUAACAUAUUAGUCAAACACAA
Cuscuta europaea is the source of this 2002-nucleotide messenger RNA. The record is from the annotation of a GenBank genome assembly. NCBI's taxonomy places the organism in Eukaryota, Viridiplantae, Streptophyta, Magnoliopsida, Solanales, Convolvulaceae.